Rhodotorula graminis WP1 is the source of this 1409-nucleotide messenger RNA. RefSeq lists its product as uncharacterized. The record is from RefSeq and is a predicted model, not a curated record. The transcript has 2 exons. NCBI's taxonomy places the organism in Eukaryota, Fungi, Basidiomycota, Microbotryomycetes, Sporidiobolales, Sporidiobolaceae. Bases 1 to 1353 code for a protein of 450 amino acids.
AUGGCCUCGGAGGCUUCUACGAGUACUCAGCCCGUCCAGUCGGCUCAGCCGUCGAUGCAGCCGGCCAAGCUCCUCACGCUCCCCGUCGAGCUCCUCGACAUAAUCUUCUGGAUGGCCUAUCCGUGGCGGUACAUGUCGGGCCCCAUCUGCCGCGACCUGUUGCGCUACUGGGACCAGCGACGCCGCCGGUCCUUCCGGCGCGUCCAGAUCGGCAACCUCGCCAAGCUGUCGAGCUUCCACCGCAGCUACGCCAUCCGCACGUCGAUCUGCGGCGCAUUCGAGUCGUUCACGGUCGCGCCCGGCAAAGACCAGCCUGCCGACGUCGUGUUCGACCUCGCCGCCGGCCUUCCUCCGGCCCUCGUCUCGUUCAUGCCGUCGUUGCAGCGCCUCGAGCUUCACGGCAGUCGGGUCGUCGGCGACUUUCUCGAGCAGGCGGCCGCUGCCCCGGCGCCCAUCCUGCCGGUCCUGUCGGACGUCACCCUCGUCGCCAACCUCGUCGGCCAGUCGGACCCGUACCACCCGGCGCUCCUCUGCGGCCUCGGCGCCCUCGCCCGCCUCCACAAGCUCCACCUCGACCUCGAUGUCGCAGACGGCAAUCUCGGCCAGAUCGAGCAGCACGUCCCGUACUCGUGCGCCGCGCUGCGCGAGCUCACGCUCGUCCACUGCAAGUCGAGCCUGGGCGCUAACGACUUUAUCGAGCGGUGCACUCAGCUUGCCGACCUCACCAUCUCGAGCCGCGACACAGCGCCCGUCAGCACGCGCUUCCUGUCGGCCGUCGGCAAACUCGGCACGGUCACGCGCAUCCACCUGUCGUCGAGCUCGCAGGGACGCAGCUGGAAGCUGCUCAAGUCGCUCAAGACCCUGUCGGAGCUCAAGACGCUCAUCCUCGGCGCCGGCUGUGUGUGCGACGACGCCGCCUCGUUCGACAUUCUGCGCCUGCUCCCGAUCACCCGCCUCGAGUUCCAGCUCGGCACGGUCGUCUCGGCGUCGCGCCUCCUCAAGCUCAUCGACGGCGUCGACAAGCACCCGUACCUCGAGUCGCUCGUGCUCGACCAGGUGCACGCGUCGCUCGGCGGCAUCGACGACCUGUCGCGGCGGUACGAGCAGGACCUCAUCGAGGAGUGGCUCUACAACGAGCGGUGGACGUUCCCGGAGUGGACAACGACCUUCUCGCGCAACUUCGUCGUUCGGCUCAUCAAUACGGCGAGGACGAGCGGCGUCACGCUCUCGGGCGGUGCCGUCGAGGCCGUCGAGAUCGAGACCCAGAUCGCGAUCCGCCGGUACGAGGUGGAGGAGUACUUGGAACGCGGUGGAUGGACCGGCAGCGACAGCAGCGACGACAGCGGUUGGUGACGAGGUGGCGGCAAGCAUGCGGGACGGCGGGGUGUCCAGGGUCGGGGCCGAGCGCU